Pestalotiopsis fici W106-1 is the source of this 414-nucleotide messenger RNA. RefSeq lists its product as uncharacterized. The transcript has a single exon. The record is from RefSeq and is a predicted model, not a curated record. Bases 1 to 414 code for a protein of 137 amino acids. NCBI's taxonomy places the organism in Eukaryota, Fungi, Ascomycota, Sordariomycetes, Amphisphaeriales, Sporocadaceae.
AUGGUCCAGACACGCAGAGAACGCAAGGCCGCCCAGAUACCACUUUCCCAGCCCGAUCGAUCCGGCCCGUCGGGCAAGACGCUUCUCGAGCUCGCGCAGGAACGAAAGCUCUUUGAGCAAGCCGACCUGAGGCAGCGAAAGCUCGACGGGAAGCCGCUCGCGCCCGAGGUGCAACAAGACGGCGAGGACGCCGACGAUGAGGAUGAAAAUGACAAUGACGGGGAGGAAACAGCAGGGCUUUCGCCUACCGCGGAGCGCGUACUCGAUGUCUUACUGUGGUCCAUCAGCUUGUCCAUGCUGCACUUCACCUUGGACGUGCUAGUCCAGCACCAGUAUGCUGUUCAACUGUCAUGGGUACAGAUCAUUUCUCGAACAGCCACAGCAAUCUUUGGUAAGAAGACCCCGAACCCCUAA